Carassius auratus (goldfish) is the source of this 538-nucleotide messenger RNA. Its product is annotated as barttin-like. NCBI's taxonomy places the organism in Eukaryota, Metazoa, Chordata, Actinopteri, Cypriniformes, Cyprinidae. Gene Ontology annotation, cellular component: basolateral plasma membrane. Gene Ontology annotation, biological process: chloride transport. The record is from RefSeq and is a predicted model, not a curated record. Gene Ontology annotation, molecular function: chloride channel regulator activity.
AUGGCCGAAAACAAGCCGUACCGCUAUGUCAUCAUUCUGGGGAUGGCGUUCAUGGCGUUGGGUCUGUUCAUGAUGUCUGUAGAGAAGCCACAGGUGUUUGCCACGUUCUGUGCUGCGGGAGUGAUAAUGGUGGUCAUUGGGUCUGUCUGGUCGGUGUGUCAGUGUUACCCCAGGGUGACUGUUAUACUGCCAGAUAAGGAAGAUCUCUGUGGGGCUGAAAAACAGGACUUAAGUGCUGGAAGUUCAGACGUUAAAAGGUUAGAUUGAUUUAAAAAUAUAUCAAAAUUUUAGUGUAAAAAGAAAAUCUGAUCAAUUUCAAAUGACAUCAAGAUUUUUUUUUACCAUAAAUUUGCCAAUGGGAAACAUAAACUUAAUUGAAGAAAAUAGUUUUGUGUGAUGUCUUUAAACAUAAACGUAUAUUGUAGGGGGGGUUUUGUCUUUCUUUUUUUUUUUUGCCGACAAGGGAUUUACAAAGCUAAAUAAGGAUGUUCUAAAUAAACAUAAAUGCUGUUUUUUUUGUAUGGAUAAUUAAAUUGUG